AUGGUUCCCGCGGAAGUAACUUUGAUAUUGAUAGCCUCAACCGUCGUUCUUGCUUCUCCGGUGACAAGUUUUGUUCCUUUUAGUUGGAAGAGCACAGAGUAUGUGCUCACUUUUGGCGACUCGUACACGUUUAUUCAAGGGACUGAAGGCCGUUGGGCGUACAGCUUUAUCGAAUCUCAGCUGAACAUCUCGUUCACUUCAAAACAGCUUCUUAGCGACCGCAUCGUCCCAGGCCAGAACACGUCUUCGGCUGGUGGUUCCAAUUGGGUUCAAGAACUUACUGGAUGCAAGGAGGGACACCCUCGAGACUGCGAGAAGCAGCUGUGGGGCUUUGCCUACGCGGGAGCUGACGUCUCAACAACAUUUGUUCCGCUCCAUUGGAAUCACACCAUAUCGUAUGAGAAUCAGAUCUACCAAUGGGACACCUACGGAAAGCCGGUCAUUGGAGCUGAGACCACCAGGACGCUGGUGGCAUCGUGGAUUGGGAUCAACGACAUCAACGAUAUGGCCAAUUUCAAAUUUCCUUAUAAUGGCUUGAGCACUUGGCAAGAAUUGUAUACCGCUGUUAUCGCUGAGCAGUUUUCUGCUCUUGAAGCCGUGUACAAUGCUGGCAACCGCCACUUUCUCUUCCUGAACCUGCCACCACUUGACAAAAACGUACGAAAGCCUUCAUCAGUCGGAUAUUUGUUGGUCUACGUGUUGACUAGCACGCAGCCUGCUUCCCAGUCCAACCCAGCGAGCCUUCCAAGCACGCAGAUGAUCAAGACAUACAACGAUGUCGUCAACCAGACAGCCAAGAUCUUCUCAGAGAAGCACCCUGACUCCACGGCCUUAGUUUUUGAUGCGUACAAAUGGCUCACUCAGAUUUUCGACGACGCGGCGUCUUUCAACAUCACCAACACCACAUCCUUCUGCCCCGCUUACAAGGCUUGGGACAUCGACACGAACUAUGUCACCUACGGCUGCCAGCCCAUUGGCCAGUACUUUUGGUACAACUCUGGCCACGUUACAUAUAGCGUGCAUAAAGUUUUGGCCGACAAGGUUGAAGAGUUUCUGCUUCGAAAGAGCGUUGGGCACUGCGGCGGCACGAACUCAACAGAGUCCGCGUGGGGAACUCGAUGGAUUAACGGGAAAGUCACUUAA
Messenger RNA from Colletotrichum navitas, 1143 nucleotides. RefSeq lists its product as uncharacterized. Gene Ontology annotation, molecular function: hydrolase activity, acting on ester bonds. The coding region runs from base 1 to 1143 and encodes 380 amino acids. The transcript has 3 exons. NCBI's taxonomy places the organism in Eukaryota, Fungi, Ascomycota, Sordariomycetes, Glomerellales, Glomerellaceae. The record is from RefSeq and is a predicted model, not a curated record.